AUGGAAGAUUCAGCAGCACCGCAACAGAACAACAACGAACAAAAAACACGAGACAACUUUGACACAGUACCAGAUACUUCCCAAACACCCAUGAUCCGCUCAGAGAUUGACGCCGCGACCGAGCCUUCUUCCCAGUCGAACAGCAACAACAGCAGCAGUGGGGAUGAUGCAUUGAGGAUACGAGAUAGCGCCGACAACACAGCCUCUGCCUUGGGCUUGGUGAUCGAGGCGAGCGAGGGACAACGUCAACAGGGACCGGGAGUAGGCGGUAGCGACGGCGGCGAAGUCAGCCCCAAAAGUGCCAACCAAGUGACGGUUGUGGGCGACAAGGCUGUGCGGUCAGACAUCGCGCUCAGUGUCCUGCAGCAGCUGUACCUGCCCGAGCAGACUGACGCCUACCGCAAGGUCAACCUCCAAGACAAGACGCUCUCGUUCCCUCAUUCGCCGUCUUUCCCGUCGGUGAAGAUGCUGCUCAACCACGAACGGAAACGCAUUCUUGUCACAGGAGGAGCGGGGUUUGUCGGAUCCCACUUGGUUGACCGAUUGAUGCUGAUGGGCCAUGAGGUGAUUGUGCUCGACAACUUUUUCACAGGAAGCAAGAGGAAUGUCCAGCACUGGCUUGGUCACCCGCAUUUCGAGCUCAUUCGCCACGACGUGGUUGAUCCCUUUAUGAUCGAAGUCGAUCAGAUCUACCACCUCGCCUGCCCAGCCUCGCCACCUCACUAUCAAUACAACCCUAUCAAGACUGUCAAGACCUCUGUCAUGGGCACGAUUAACAUGUUGGGACUCGCCAAGCGGACCAAGGCGCGCUUCCUCUUGACUUCAACCUCCGAGGUGUACGGAGAUCCGGAGGAACAUCCGCAAAAGGAGACAUAUUGGGGCCACGUCAACCCAAUUGGACCGAGAGCCUGCUACGACGAAGGAAAGCGCGUUGCCGAAACCCUAACUUACUCGUACAUGCAGCAGGACGAGGUCGAUGUCCGGGUUGCCAGGAUCUUCAACACAUUUGGACCCAGGAUGAACGAGAACGAUGGCCGUGUGGUCAGCAACUUUAUCAUGCAGGCCCUGCGAGGGGACGAGCUGACAAUAUAUGGCGAUGGACAGCAGACACGAUCGUUCCAGUAUAUCCACGACCUGGUGGAUGGACUGAUUUUGCUGAUGAACCGGAACUACAAGGAGCCAGUCAACUUGGGCAACCCCGAGGAGUUCACCAUCCGCGAUUUUGCAGAGAUGAUCCGGAGCGAGAUUAAUGCCGAUGUCGACAUUAUGAGUCUGCCACCGACCGAGGACGACCCCCAGAGGCGACGACCGGAUAUCGGGAGGGCUCAGAAGUAUCUUGGCUGGAACCCCAAGUUCUCUGUCUACCAGGGUAUCCGAGAGACUGUGCAGUACUUCAAGAAGACCAAGAACGAGCAGGCAUGGUACACUGACUAG
Messenger RNA from Linnemannia hyalina, 1434 nucleotides. The record is from the annotation of a GenBank genome assembly. NCBI's taxonomy places the organism in Eukaryota, Fungi, Mortierellomycota, Mortierellomycetes, Mortierellales, Mortierellaceae.